Molecule: messenger RNA, 986 nt
Organism: Cicer arietinum (chickpea)
Lineage: Eukaryota; Viridiplantae; Streptophyta; Magnoliopsida; Fabales; Fabaceae
Source: RefSeq, a predicted model, not a curated record
CUUUUAAAAAAAAAAAACAGUUUCAUAUGGCUUCUGAAAAAACCAUUAGUUUCCAUGAAGAUGAAACAAUGAAACCCCUUUAUGUUGAACAAGGAACAGCAAAAAACAGAGGUAGAAGAAGCAAUGGAAAAGGUCCAAAGAAACCACCACAAAGAGGUUUAGGUGUGGAACAGUUAGAAAGAAUGAGAGCUCAAGAAACCUUGAAGAAAAUGGCUGAAGCUUCUGGUAUUGUUCAUCUUGAUCAUCAUCAUCAGUGUCACUUUGGUAAUAGCAACAACAGUGUUAAUCCUUUGAGGUAUAAUGCGCAAUAUUCAUCAAAUGGGUCAUUUCAUUUUCCUCAACAAAUGAUGAUGAAUGAAAACAACAACAACAACAACGUUUUUGGUGCUUUCAUUGGAAACAACAAAAAUCAUAAUGUUGGUGCUGGAUGGCUUGUUCCUAAUAUUAAUCAACACAACAACAAGCUUGAGACCUCUAAAAACCUCUCUUCAAUGUCAAAUAUCAAUUCUCAAUGUUUUGAUCUUUGCCUCAAGAAAACACGUUUGAACGAAGAGAAUGUAAUAAGAGGAACAAAUGCAACAAGAAGAGAAAUGCCUUUGGGGAUGUGGUCUAAUAUGAAUGAUUUUCUUGGAUUUGUGCCUCAACAUGUUUCCCCAAACUUUGUUGGAGAAAAUGGUGAUUUCUAUAACAAACUGGUCAGGCAUGAUGCUACUGUUGUUUCUGCUUAUCCAACUCAUCACAAUCUUGAUGAGGUUGUUGCGGUUCAUAGGAGGGGGAACUCAUCAGGGAGUGGCAGAGUUUUCAUGGAAUAUGAAUUUUUCCCAGGAAAAGAUGGCAGAGGCACUACUUCCAAGGAGCUAGAAUUUCCUACAAACACAAACACAAUAGUCUUUGGUGAACCUUCUUCUUCUAUCACUUUUACAGCCUAUGGAGGAGAUACUACUACAACUGCUUCUAAUUCUAUUGAUUUGUCUCUCAAGCUUUGA